Molecule: messenger RNA, 536 nt
Organism: Triticum aestivum (bread wheat)
Lineage: Eukaryota; Viridiplantae; Streptophyta; Magnoliopsida; Poales; Poaceae
Exons: 1
Coding region: 124-387 (87 amino acids)
Source: RefSeq, a predicted model, not a curated record
GACUCCAAUGGCCGCGACCCCUAUAAAGUCCCCGGCGUCAAGGUAAACAGCAGAAAUUAGACGAGCGGCAGCAAGGAAUCGUUGGUGCCUGACUGUCUUAUCCAAGCAUCCUUUAGAGGAUCCAUGGCCACGGAGAGGUUCUUCAGGGCGCUCGUCUUCUGCGAGGCGCCGCUUGACGGCUACGGCACCUCGGUGCUCACCGCCGGCGGGAUGAACAGGCUGGUCGUCUCUCGAGGCAGUGCGACGCCGCCGGAGGCCGUGUCUAGCAGGGUUGACGCUGAGAAGGGGCAGGGUUCCUUGUCUAGCAAGCCGCUGGCGCAAAGGCGCGCUGGGUUCGAGCUGGCGUUCGACGGACUCAAUUGCUUUGACACCGUCGUCAUGCACUGAGCAUCCCGUCGGUUUCUUGGAUCGGUUAGAAUGUUGACGUGGAAAAGCUUGAUCCGGUCUGAUGUGAGCUUAUGGUGAUUUUUUCAUUCGAUUGUACUCCACUAUUUUACAUGUGCAAGGAAAUUGAAGUGGAUAUAUUUUCUGUUUUC